AUGCCUGAGCCAAACUUUGUACAGGUAGAGAGUAUGCCUGACUUGGUACUGGGUCCACCUGCUGAGACGAUUGAAGAGGAUUCACCGCCACAACGUAUACCUGCUGUAGUUCAGUUUGCUAGCUCAUGUCCAGGAGAUAUUGGAUUCUUACGAAAUAACCCGACAAGAAGCUCCUGGACGCCGACAUUAGAGCCACAUCCGGCUGAACACGAUGUUUUUGAUCUUUCCAAGAGUCCUGCACUUGCAGUGAUGUCAGCAUUGAGAGAGAGAAUGCCAUUGGGUGAAUUCCAUGGCAAUGAAGGAAUAGCGACAUUACAAGUUGGAACGGGAUCGUUGAGAUCGCGAACACAACCAUCAAGGCAUUAUUAUGCAUCAGACGAGUCGGCAAGUUACACUGUAAGUGCUGAAUUGCUGGAAAGACUUAGUAUCACGUCAGAGGAAGAAGGAGAGAGUAUCGAGAAUCGAGAUGAGCGUUAUCGGAUGCCAGAGUAUAAUUCUCAAAUGUCAACAGAUGAAAGACGAAGGUCUGAACGGCGUGAGUCGUGUGGCAAUGUAUCGGAUACUGGUGACACAGGCAUCUUUGAAUUUGACGACCAAUAG
This is a messenger RNA of Peronospora belbahrii, 600 nucleotides long. NCBI's taxonomy places the organism in Eukaryota, Oomycota, Peronosporomycetes, Peronosporales, Peronosporaceae. The record is from the annotation of a GenBank genome assembly.